Molecule: messenger RNA, 1065 nt
Organism: Gigantopelta aegis
Lineage: Eukaryota; Metazoa; Mollusca; Gastropoda; Neomphalida; Peltospiridae
Exons: 4
Coding region: 1-1065 (354 amino acids)
Biological process (GO): apoptotic process; proteolysis
Cellular component (GO): cytoplasm
Source: RefSeq, a predicted model, not a curated record
AUGGGCAGCAGACCUGGUUCCAAUUGUGAUGCCAAAGCACUUGAAAAGAUGUUCAAACGUCUUGGCUUUACCAUCAAAAGAUACAAUAAUUUAGAAGCCAAACAAAUGGUUACUAAACUCAAAAAAGUUGCUGCUAACAGAUCAUUUGAUCAUCGAAAGGCUGAUUGUUUUGCUUGUGCCAUACUAUCGCAUGGAAACCAUGUUGAUACUAAAUCUGAUGUCUUUGAAAAGAGAUGGGAUGAUGUUAUCUUUGGUGUGGAUGGAGUGUUGGUAUCCACUAAAUAUCUACUUGACCUCUUCAGUGAUGAUGCAUGUCCUGAACUCGCAGGAAAGCCAAGAUUGUUUUUCAUUCAGGCUUGCAGAGGCGAAAAAACUGACAGCGGUGUUAAAAAAAUAGUAUUAAAAGACAAAGUUUCUGUAGGUGAAGGAGAUAAUAAUAGUGCUGAAGAUAGCAAAUCAGAUGGUGUUGGUGAUCAGGGAGACAGUACUGUGGAGACUGAUGUAGUGGGGUCAAGACCUUUACAGCAUCUGCCGGAUCAUGAUAAACAGCUAGAACAGAUGGUUGCCACAAACGGAAGCAAACCUGCAUCUGACAGUGACACAAAUCAUCUUACUGAAGUGGAAGAUGACAGAUUGACGGACGGAGAUAAUUUUGACUCUGACAGUUCUUCCGAAAGCUCAAAAACGGAAGAUCAAACUGAUACCAUUGGGACUAAGGGGAAUGCAUCAGAAUUGGGUGCUAAAUUGGAGGAAAAGAAAAAACGUAAAGUUGUUACACUGGUUCCAGCACCCUUAUUCAAAGAUUUCCUGGUUAUGUAUGCCACAACACCAGGCCACUUUGCUUGGCGUCGGAAGACUGGAACGUGGUUUAUUAAGAGUCUUACAGAGGUGAUGAAGGUCAACAGAAACAAGAAUCUGGUGCAGACCUUGACCAAAGUUAGCAGAAAGGUCGCCCUGGAUUAUGAAUCGAACAUUCCAGAGAAUAAGAAGAUGCAUGCCAAGAAACAGGUUCCAUGCAUAAUGUCCAUGUUAACUAAAGAUAUUUAUUUUACCCAGAAAACAUAG